Messenger RNA from Auanema sp. JU1783, 1734 nucleotides. NCBI's taxonomy places the organism in Eukaryota, Metazoa, Nematoda, Chromadorea, Rhabditida, Rhabditidae. The record is from the annotation of a GenBank genome assembly.
AUGGGAAACUUCAGAAAUAAUGUCUGGAUACGGGAAAUUCGGACAUAUUUCAAGACAUUAUGGAUCAUAAUUGCUCCCAUGAUUCUCUCACCUUUAGCAUUUUUCGGAACUGAGGGAAAAUGUUGCUACUGUAUUUUCUUAAUGUCAUGCUACUGGGUAGUAGAAGUAGUGCCAUUAGCUGUGACAGCUUUCCUACCUCUAGUUAUUUUACCAUUUAUGGGUGUACUCCCUAUAAAGAAAGUUGCUUCAUCGUAUCUCAGUGACACAAAUAUGCUAUUUGUUACCAGCCUCAUGUUGUCAGUUGCUGUUGAAGAAUGUCGUUUGCAUAAAAGGAUAGCUCUAAAGCUGUUAACAUAUGUUGGAGCUAAACCUCAAUGGCUUAUGGCUGGGUUUAUGGUCAUCACUUCAUUUAUAUCUUUAUGGAUAUCGGAUACAGCUUGCGCAGCAUUGAUGGCGCCAAUCGCAUAUGCUUUACUGGAGGCGAUAAUGAUGCACAAAAUGAAAAAAGUUAACAUAGAAAAUACACCAAGUGCAGGGCAUCAAAGUUUCGACGAAAAAAUAGAGAUGGAAGAAGAUAAACUGGACGUAAGCAGAUUAUCUACCAGAGAUCAAGGGAUAUGUAAAAGUUUAAUGCUCAUAGUAUCACAUGCUUCCCUUAUCGGAGGAACUGGAACUAUUAAUUCAACUGGCCCAAACCUUAUUUUUCGAGACACCUUGGAGAAAUUUUAUCCAGGGGAAGAUACCCAAAUAAGUUACUUAUCAUGGAUGCUUUUCGCUAUUCCACCGAUGAUUGGAUACAUGCUUGCUUCCUGGCUCAUCGUACAGAUCCAGUUUCUGGGACUCAAACAUAUAAUGAACCUUUUUUCUGAAUCCACAGAGGAACAAAAAGAAGAUGAAAUAUAUGCCGAAAAGGCAGUGCACACCGCAUAUAAUGACUUAGGUCCCAUGACAUUUGCAGAAAAAUCCACCUUGACUAUUUUCAUGUUAACUGUAGCUUCAUGGAUAACGAGUGACCCUAAGGUGAUUCCAGGCUGGACUUCGUUUUUCAGAAAGGGAUACGUAUCGGAUUCCUGUACAGGGAUGAUUUCGGUGUUCAUGCUUUUCGUUUGGCCUCGAGAACGCCCAGAUUUUGCAUUUUUCCGUCCAGUAGAAGAAUUAGGUCGUUUUUCAGGACGGUCAAGACCUUCCAUUAACCGGGAAGCAUUACUAACUUGGGACACUGUGAAAAAAAAAUUUCCUUGGUCUGUGAUUUUGCUUUUAGGCGCUGGUUUCUCCAUUUCGGAAAGCGUCAAAGAAAGUGGGCUAUCAGCUCUGCUUGCAUGUAGUUUGGAAAGCAUUCUUCAAUCAUUGCCAUUUGUCAUAAUGCAGAUUCUUAUUGCAAUUAUAGUUGUCGUAAUGACAGAGUUUUCCACAAAUUCAGCAACAGCGAGUAUAUUCAUACCAAUAUCUUUCAAUAUUGCUGAAAAGGUGCGAGCCCAUCCUUUAUAUUUUUCUAUACCUGCAGCGAUAGGCCCUUCGUUCUCCUUUAUGCUUCCUAUGGCAACACCACCCAAUGCAAUUGUUUAUGAAACGAAAACUAUGACGAUGCUCGAUAUGGUGUCAUGCGGUAUUUUUCUCAACAUAAUCUGCAUUCUUAUAACUGUGCUGAACAUGAACACAUACACUUAUUGGUUGUUUGAUAUGGGCACAUACCCCAGUUAUGUGCAUUCAUAUAACAAUACUGCAGUUUGUUAA